AACAUGUGACUCUGCCUCUCUUCCUUGUCACAUGAGUUUGGUCCAACGCUGCAAAUUUGCUUGCACUCCAGUGAUUUUGGGAUAAAGGUGAAACAAUGGCCAGCAACAAAUACAAGACCAUAGUGCAGGGAGAGGCAUCUGAGACAGAUUCAGACGAAGAGGUUUACAUCACCUCCCUUCCCUCAGCUCCGCCAUCCGGCCUUAAAGUGCCUGGAGAGGCUUCCGAAACAGAUAGCGAUGAAGAGAGUGAGAAAGUGACAAGUCUGGGGGAAGAGAAGGAACCCCAGCAGCCAGUCCAUACAGGCUUGCCACCGCUGAUACUGAUCAGGAGCCCUGCAGAUUCCCCAGCCGUCGCUGAAGAAAAGCCAGCUUUAAGAUUUGAACAAGGCGGCCGCUGCGGCAGCACAACCUUGCUGCAGCAAAAGCUACAGGAGAGCAACUCCCGACUGUACUGCGAUGUCACGACAGCAGUAAAGCAGGUCUAUCAGCAUGCCUCCAGAGAGAUCCGCAUGACUACCGGCCACCUCAACAACUCCCAGAACAGUAUCAUCAACGCCUCACACAGCAUCCGGCUCAGCCUGGACGACCUGAAGUCUGUCUCUGACAAAAUGGACAUCAUCACCAGCUGCAACCUGCUGCCCGAUAUUAAGAUCGAAACUCCUGUGAGCUCACAAGCCAAUUAAGUCAUUUGCACCCACCAGUUACUGUGUUUUAUAGGUAAAGAUGUUGAUCUGAAUAAAGUGCGUCCCCAGCAGUGAGUCAGCUAGUAAAGUCUCUGCCCACUUUGCAUCUGUUUUGCCAUUUCUCGUACACUCUGAUGACCAGUGUUUUCGAACAGCCUACCUACAUGACUGCCCUUGCUACUGUCUUGCUGCUUUCCCCAUUUCUGGUAGACUAUUUGCAAUUGCAAUCGGGCGAUGCCAAAUCAAGUUGGGUAGACAGUUAUAAAAACAGUGACAAACCAUGUAUAUUGUACAUAAUAUUCAUAUUUAAAAUGCCCUGUUAAAAGUUUUUUUUUUUUUUUUUUUUUUUUAAUCUGCAGUUUGCUGUUUUUAUUUGAUUUGACCCUUCAUGGUAUAUCUAAGUGAUUACUAUUGUGCACAUCGAGUGUACAAGAAUAUAACAGGCUUCUAAGUGAGGGGAAAUAAAUUGGAGGCGACUGGUAUGUUUUUUUUUUUUUUAGCACAGUUGUCUACCGUUGCAAAUCAAAGUUCCUUGAUGUUAUAGCUGCUUUAUGAAGAGUGUUUUGGCUUUUUUAAAGGUCUUGGAUUUUGAAACAAAGUCAGUUGUGCUUUUUGGCACAGUGUCUGGUGUGGAAUAAUAACUAGUACAUGAUUCUGCUCGAUCUAAACAUUUCUGUCUGCUUUGGUAUUAAUUCAGCACAGCUUAGACAUCUGAGUGAACAUUAAUGUUUUGCAUCUCUUUUAAUUCCAUUAGCAAUAUUAUAACUAAAUAUUAAAACCCUUUCUUUGGUUACUACACCAGAUCUCUUUCUGAUUGCGUCAUUGGAUUGAGACUGCCCUACAUAUAAAUAUAAAAUAAAUUAUAUAUAUAAUUAAAUAUCACACUUACUGCGAGCGCUGGGAGAAGGGGUUAAACAUUCCUUUGAAAGGGAUUAAAGACACUACUGGGGAGACUAAUACAUGAUGAUCAACAUGAAAGGAAAGCAUGAUGGACCCCUGCAAGGCAUGUACACACAUGAAGGACGUUUUGAUAUACAGUAGCAUUAAUUUUUCAAAACAGUGGUCUCAACAGUAAGCGAAGUGGUGGCUAACAAAGGGCAA
This is a messenger RNA of Polyodon spathula (Mississippi paddlefish), 1784 nucleotides long. It is a transcript of the gene bloc1s3, whose product is annotated as biogenesis of lysosomal organelles complex-1, subunit 3. Gene Ontology annotation, cellular component: BLOC-1 complex. The record is from RefSeq and is a predicted model, not a curated record. The coding region runs from base 96 to 683 and encodes 195 amino acids. Lineage: Eukaryota; Metazoa; Chordata; Actinopteri; Acipenseriformes; Polyodontidae. The transcript is spliced from 2 exons.